UUCAACCCCACAGGGCCACACGGUGAGAAAAGAAUACACACACGGUGAGGACUAAAGUAGCGUUUUUCUUGCUAAAACCCCGUUCCUAAGUAUCUCUCAACUCUAGACUUUUUCUUUCUUCACUCCUCUCUAAUAUUCCUCAACUGGGUUUAAAAUCAAGUGGGUUUGCGUUAACCCGGCAAAUCCUUCAUUGAUUUUCGGUAGACUUAAGUGCCUCUGUUACUUGUGAAGACUAAACAAUGGCAGUUAAAAUUGGUUAUUCGUUUUCCUCUGUUUUCACUUCUCCUUCUUCCCCUUUUCAAUCCAUGAAGACUCGAGCGGUGAUUCAAGCACAUGAAACUUCUAAUGGAGGUCCUAGCAGACAUGAAUACAAGAAUCGUGGUUAUUUUGAGUUAAAUCCUGUGAGUGCAAGACCAAGAGUGUUCAUGUGGAGAUUUGUUCCGGAACGUCUAAGAAAUGAUAAAGUUGUUAGGUCACACCACUUUGUGCCUGAAAAGCUAAAGGUGCUGAGAAGUUCUAGUAGGAGACAGUUCAGUUUCUUUGCCGCUGCAGAAGACCAGUUAGCCGACAGUGAGCUUGAGGAAGAUAAUUCCGAGCAAGAAAGUGAACAUCCUGGUGAUGAAUUUGUUGCCUCUGUCAGUAGUUCAAAUGUCCAAAUGGAAGGUGCUGGUGGUAAGCCUGGCGUACUAUCAUUCUACAAUCGUCCUUACAGAAGGGAGGAGGAAAUCCUUGUGCCUGCUGCUGAAAAGAACCAGAACGUUCUACUGUGGUUUGUUGGUCCAGCUGUUCUUGUAGCCUCUUUCAUCUUUCCCUCGCUUUACUUGCGCAGGUUAUUAUCAACUAUAUUUGAGGACUCUUUGUUAACAGAUUUCCUCAUCUUGUUCUUCACAGAGGCUCUGUUUUACUGUGGAGUAGCAGUGUUUCUUCUCCUAAUAGAUCGUCUAAGGAGACCGCUUGAGCUAGUAUCUUCUGACAGGAAAAUUAUCCCACCACUCGGAUAUAGAAUAUCUUCAAUUGCUGUACUGGCACUUAGUCUAAUUAUUCCAAUGGUGACCAUGGGGUUUGUUUGGCCAUGGACUGGUCCUGCUGCUUCUGCUACUCUCGCCCCCUACCUUGUUGGUAUAGUUGUUCAAUUUGCUUUUGAGCAGUAUGCAAGAUAUAUUGACUCACCUUCAUGGUCUGUUAUCCCCAUUAUCUUUCAGGUCUACAGGUUGCAUCAACUGAAUAGGGCAGCGCAACUGGUAACAGCCCUUUCUUUGACAGUAAGAGGAGCAGAGAUGACUGCCCAGAACUUGGCAAUAAAUGGCUCAUUGAGCACACUUUUAAAUGUCCUUCAAUUCCUUGGGGUUAUAUGUAUUUGGUCCCUUUCUAGCUUCAUCAUGAGAUUUUACCCAUCUGCUACUAUGGCUGAGGGGUAAGACAUGGUUCUGCUACAAUCUGGUCCGCACUAAAUACUCCGGAAUAGUCUGCACAUGCAAAGUUCUGGUUGCUUGUUUGCAAGUGCCACAUGUCUUUUGUGGUUGCUGUGGCCUGUUGUUGUAGACUUGAUCUUUGUUGAAUCUGAAAGAACAUGACUACCGAAGCCUUAAUCGCUCUCCAACAAGAAAAUUCUUUGCAAAUGAAGGACUGCAAGGUAUAGGGCUGCUGAUCAUCCUGUCACCUUUUUUAUGUAUUUGGUUCAAUAGGCUGUGUAUUUUGACAUUACCAGGUGGAAUACUCGACUCACCAAGGAAUUUUACGUUGGUGGAUAUUUUAUGAAAUUAGAGCGCAAGUAGGUAUCCAUGUUAGUGUAAAGACGGACCAAAUGUGAAGUUGAUUUGUUUUCAUUUAUUUGUGUUUUCUUUACCAGGAAUCUUCACAAAUACUAUGCUUUCUUGUAUUCCACACCCCUAGGCCUUCAAUAAUUCAAAGUGGAUAAGUGGAGCAUCCCCUGAUUAUAUAUCAUAUUAAGUACUAGUCAAGUGUAACAGAAGUAUUUGUUUAGCAUAUACUACCAGUACUUGCUUCGGUUA
This is a messenger RNA of Nicotiana attenuata, 2012 nucleotides long. RefSeq lists its product as uncharacterized. Lineage: Eukaryota; Viridiplantae; Streptophyta; Magnoliopsida; Solanales; Solanaceae. Bases 240 to 1418 code for a protein of 392 amino acids. The record is from RefSeq and is a predicted model, not a curated record. The transcript has 6 exons. Gene Ontology annotation, cellular component: chloroplast.